Molecule: messenger RNA, 1362 nt
Organism: Sporothrix brasiliensis 5110
Lineage: Eukaryota; Fungi; Ascomycota; Sordariomycetes; Ophiostomatales; Ophiostomataceae
Exons: 2
Coding region: 1-1362 (453 amino acids)
Cellular component (GO): membrane
Source: RefSeq, a predicted model, not a curated record
AUGGCGACGGCAAUGACGCGCCGGGCCCUGGUGCCGGCCCUCCGCCGUGGCCCUGCAGCCUUCCAGUUCGCCUCCACUUCCUUGACUUCGUCUUCGAUAUCGACUGCAGUAACACGAAGCAUCAUGACAAUAGCCGCGCGUGGCUCUACGGCACAAAGCACAUCCGGCACGAAGAGUCCAGCACCACCACAACAGCGCUCGAUCAACACCUCGUCGGCGCCCCUGUUGAGCGCUAUUGGUGGCUUUGGCAGUGCGCCCUCGGGCAUCCCGGCCGCCUACUUUCAGAAGCCAUCGCUGCCGGCCAACACGAUUAUCCGCUUUGUGCCGCAGCAGACGGCCUGGAUCGUCGAGCGCAUGGGCAAGUUCCACCGCAUCCUGCAGCCCGGCCUGGCCGUGCUCAUCCCGUUCCUCGACCGCAUUGCCUACGUCAAGUCGCUCAAGGAAGUGGCCCUCGAGAUUCCGAGCCAGAGCGCCAUCACCGCCGACAACGUUACGCUGGAGCUCGACGGUGUUCUCUACACCCGCGUCUUUGACGCAUACAAGGCUAGUUAUGGCGUCGAGGAUGCCGAGUAUGCCAUUUCGCAGCUCGCCCAGACGACCAUGCGCAGCGAGAUUGGCCAGCUCAGCCUCGACCACGUCCUCAAGGAGCGCGCCGCCCUCAACACCAACAUCACCGCCGCCAUCAACGAGGCCGCCCAGGCCUGGGGCGUCACCUGCCUGCGCUACGAAAUCCGCGACAUCCACGCCCCCGCCCCCGUCGUCGAGGCCAUGCACCGCCAAGUCACCGCCGAGCGCUCCAAGCGCGCCGAGAUUCUCGAGUCCGAGGGCCAGCGUCAGAGCGCCAUCAACAUCGCCGAGGGCAAGAAGCAGAGCGUCAUCCUGGCGUCCGAGGCGCUGCGCGCCGAGAACAUCAACCGCGCCUCCGGCGAGGCCGAGGCCAUCCUGCUCAAGGCCACCGCCACGGCCCAGGGCAUUGCCUCGGUGGCGGCUCAGAUUGCCCAGGGCCGCGACGCCGCUCACAGCGCCGUGUCGCUGUCGGUGGCCGAGAAGUACGUUGACGCCUUUGGCAAGCUGGCCAAGGAGGGCACGGCCGUCGUGGUGCCGGGCAAUGUUGGCGACAUGGCCGGCCUGAUUGCCACGGCACUGGGCGUCUAUGGCAAGGUGGGCCAGGCCACAGGGGCGAACGCGCGUGCCACCGCCCAACAGGUGCUGGAGAAGGGCGGCGUGCUCGAGGGCGAGGCUGUGGCGAACCGCGACGCCGAGGACGCGGCCGAGCUGGAGGGCCUGGAUCCGGCGGAGCGCAGCAAGUUUGUGCGCGACCGCAUUGUCGAAGACUUUGAUCGGCACACGGCCGACCGGUAA